Drosophila bipectinata is the source of this 648-nucleotide messenger RNA. RefSeq names its product mitochondrial single stranded DNA-binding protein (gene mtSSB). Gene Ontology annotation, biological process: positive regulation of helicase activity; mitochondrial DNA replication. The record is from RefSeq and is a predicted model, not a curated record. NCBI's taxonomy places the organism in Eukaryota, Metazoa, Arthropoda, Insecta, Diptera, Drosophilidae. Gene Ontology annotation, cellular component: mitochondrial nucleoid. Gene Ontology annotation, molecular function: single-stranded DNA binding.
CUUUCUGUACUAUCCAACACUAAUUCUCCUACCAACACUCACUCCGGAAUCUUUGUACGGCUGCCGGCCAAAAUAACAUUGUUAAAUAAUGAUGCAACAAACAAAACACAUGUUUCAGCCCAUGCUGAUUGGCUUGCGGACAUUGGCGACACGCGGGGUGACCACAACCACAGCGGCGGCGCCCGCCAAAAUUGAAAAAACUGUAAACACCGUAACCAUUUUGGGGCGCGUCGGGGCCGAUCCUCAACUGCGGGGAUCCCAGGAGCAUCCGGUGGUCACGUUCUCCGUCGCCACCCACACCAACUACAAAUACGAGAACGGGGACUGGGCUCAGCGCACAGACUGGCAUCGCGUGGUGGUUUUCAAGCCAAACCUGCGCGACACCGUACUUGAAUACCUGAAGAAGGGACAGCGAACCAUGGUGCAGGGCAAGAUCACCUACGGAGAAAUAACUGACCUGCAAGGAAACCAGAAGACCAGCACCAGCAUCAUAGCCGACGAUGUGCUCUUCUUCCGCGACGCCAACAACUAGUACAUAAGCAAAAAAGACCAUACCUAAUCUUAAGAGAAACGUUUAACUUGAAGCAUUGUUUGCAUUUAGGUGUUCAAAGAAAUAUUUUGUCGGAUUAAAGGCGUAGAUACUUUGAA